Asparagus officinalis (garden asparagus) is the source of this 1571-nucleotide messenger RNA. Its product is annotated as trihelix transcription factor ASIL2-like. Gene Ontology annotation, cellular component: nucleus. Gene Ontology annotation, molecular function: transcription cis-regulatory region binding. The annotation marks the transcript as partial. NCBI's taxonomy places the organism in Eukaryota, Viridiplantae, Streptophyta, Magnoliopsida, Asparagales, Asparagaceae. The transcript has 2 exons. The record is from RefSeq and is a predicted model, not a curated record.
GACGUCGAAGAUGACGCUCGCUAUCCCCCCAGCACCUACCCCUCGAAUCCCCACCAUCGACAUCCCCCAAUCCCGAACCAGCCCCAAUUCUCUCGAAAUUUUGCCGAUCAAGACGACGACUACGAGUCCGAAUCAAAUUCGGACGGAAUCAACAACGAUCACAACGCCGACACGAACAAUUCAGUCCAUUACCAACCUCACCAUUACGUGGAGCAGCGCGAAGACGAGGAGCCAGUCGAUGACAACGACAACGACGAAGACAAUUCAUCCCUCGAGAGUAGAGGAAAGCGGAGAAAGCUCGAUAAUUUCGAGUUCGUCCCUCGAAAACCGCCGCCGAUCGUCGCAAAUUCGAAACCUGCUGUUAAGAAUUCGCCCCCGGAUUGGUCGGAAGAAUCAACCUUUAUUCUUCUAGACGCUUGGGGCGAUCUUUUUGUAAAAAAUGGAAGUAAAUCGCUUAGAUCUGAUGAGUGGAGCGAGGUCGCUAAGAAAGUCAACCAGGCUUCGAGAAUCACUAGAUCCGAUUCUCAGUGCAGGAAUCGAUUGGACACUCUGAAGAAGAAAUAUAAGAAGGAGAAAGCUAGGAUGACAGAGAUCGUGAAUUUUAAGAGUGAUUGGGUUUACUUCGAAAAGAUGGAUUCUUUGAUGCCAUCUACAUCGACGCCAGUGCCAGCACCUGCAACGAAGAGGUCACCGCGGGGGUUGGCGUGUGGGGUCGAUGCUGGGGAGUAUGUGUUUCCAAAUUCUAGGGUUUAUUUGAACCGAGCGAAUGCGACUGAUGAGAUGAGAGAUAGUCCGGGUGAUACUGGAACUGAUAGUGAUGAUGAAUCAGAUGGGCUCCCUCCGAUGAUGAGCGAGAAGAAGAAAGUGCAGUCGAAGGCGUUACCAAAUUCGUCGUUUAGAAUGUUGGCGGAGUCGAUACAAAAGUUUGGCGAGGUUUAUGAAAAGAUUGAGAACAGUAAGAGGCAGCAAAUGGUGGAGCUGGAGAGAAUGAGGAAGGAGUUUCAUCGGGAUUUGGAGGUUCAGAAGAGGCAGAUAUUGGAGAGGGCGCAGGCGGAGAUUGUGAGGAUUAGGCAGGAACAAGGGGAGGAUGAGGAAGAAAGGAUGACCGAGGAUAGUGAUGGUGAUGAUGAUGAGAUUGAUGCGUCGGCUGGAAAUUUGAGCGGCUAAGAUUUGUCCCUAGAGCAUCAUAUUUAUCUCACUUGGCAUUCUAAGCUCAGGAUCUGGUCACGCGCAUUCAUUGUGUCUGCCAGCUGCUAGGAGUAGCUCUCUGAAGUAUAUGUAUCCAAGAAGAAACCGUAUGUGACAUUGGCUAGUGCAAUAAUGUAACCGAAUGUGAUGCCAGAGAUUCAAGAAGGCAAACUUGCCGGUAGGGAUGUAACUUAUUAGUGUGUAUGUACGAUCCGUUGACUUCCGUAUCAUAUUGUAUUUGUUUCUGAAUAAGAAAACUAUGGCGACUUUAUGAAUUCAAAAUCUGACUUAGCGGCAAUGCCAAGCCUGUUUCUGAAACGACACAGUUGUGGACACUUCAUGAUAUUUUCUGAAAUAACACAAGUAUGAUUAUUUAUGAAUUA